AUGUCAGGAUACACUUCGGUACCAAUAGAAGAACCCUCAGCUUUCUUACUGCAAUCUCAUGGACAAGGACAUGAUGAAGAGCAACCUCCAGAAGGAGCACCCACUUUCUCAGUCAAACCCCGUUCAUACGACUUCCUCCAAGAUCCCAUAUACAAACCAUGGCUCGUCAUACUCGGACCCAUUGUCAUUGUCAUGUUCAUCUUCGUUCUCGCCCGAAACUUCGGUGGUCAGAGUACGAGCAGAAAAAUCCUUCAUGAGAUACAUGAGCUCAAAGAAGAGAUGGAGGAUAUGGUGAAAGAGAUGAAAAUUUUGAGGAAAUUAGUAGAGAAAGGUCUGUGA
Tremella mesenterica DSM 1558 is the source of this 339-nucleotide messenger RNA. RefSeq lists its product as uncharacterized. The transcript has 2 exons. The record is from RefSeq and is a predicted model, not a curated record. Bases 1 to 339 code for a protein of 112 amino acids. Lineage: Eukaryota; Fungi; Basidiomycota; Tremellomycetes; Tremellales; Tremellaceae.